AUGUUUCUAUUCUCUUAUCAACAAACAGAACACAACAGAAGAGUAAACAUGAUCAUCAUCGUCAUCUUAAAGUUCACCGAAAUAUCUUCUGACUCAUCAACCAAAAGUCAUUUUUUAACUCGUAAAUCCAGCAAUCCCAGACUUUUAAAAAAAAUGGGAACCCAAUUUAAAUUAAUUAACCAGAACAAAGGCGCUUUUAUGAGAACAAACAUGCUUCAGUGUUGUUUUUAA
Molecule: messenger RNA, 231 nt
Organism: Clunio marinus
Lineage: Eukaryota; Metazoa; Arthropoda; Insecta; Diptera; Chironomidae
Source: the annotation of a GenBank genome assembly